Spodoptera littoralis (African cotton leafworm) is the source of this 800-nucleotide messenger RNA. The record is from the annotation of a GenBank genome assembly. Lineage: Eukaryota; Metazoa; Arthropoda; Insecta; Lepidoptera; Noctuidae.
AUGUGCUUUUGGACGGGUAAUAAAUGUAUGUUGCGCCGUUGUCCGUGGCGGGCGUGUUGGCGUCGCGUCCGCCGGGCAGCGCGCGCCAGUCGUGUAGAGGGCGGCGGCGCGCGACGCAAGCGCUCCGGCACCGCCACUACGGCCUUCAAGCGGUCGCACGAGGUGUGCGCCACCAGCCUUGUCUCCAUAUCUAGCUCGGAGGGAUCCUCAUGGUCUCCUGGUAUGAGAGGCUCUGGCUCAGAUGGAGGUGGACUCUCCGAUUUCAUCGACGGCUUAGGGCCAGGACAACUAGUCGGCAGACAGUUACUGGGCGCGCCCACGCAGGGCGACGUCCAACUAUCCAUGUGUUACCAGAAAGGAUUUUUGGAGGUGGAGGUAAUCCGUGCUAGAGGUCUGGUAUCACAGCCAGGCAGACGGACCCUGCCUGCGCCUUACAUUAAAGUGUACCUAGUUAGCGGCAAGCGUUGUAUCGCUAAAGCUAAGACGAGCACAGCGCGCCGAACGCUCGACCCACUCUAUCAACAGACGCUUACCUUUAGAGAAAACUUCAAAGGUUGCGUAUUACAGGUGACAGUGUGGGGUGACUACGGACGCAUAGAGGGUAAAAAGGUGUUCAUGGGUGUGGCGCAGAUCAUGCUGGAUGACCUAAACCUAUCUAAUAUUGUCAUAGGAUGUAACCAAGGUUCUACACUGUGUACAAGUGUCGAGUGAACCUAUAUCACAAUAAAAAUUAUAAAUUGUCCAAAUAAUAAAUUUAGUGAUACUGCUUUAAUAUCAUAAUAAAACGCAAAAUAUCUUGA